GUGGGAGGAAUCGUCAGCUUCUUAUACGUGGCGAGCAGCGAAGCGGAAUGCAAUGUGGGGAAAGAGGAGGAAGAAGGAAGAACUUCAUGAUCGAGAAUUGGAAGGGGGGAGAUCUUGAUUCCCCCUGUACAUAUCUCAGCUAAAGGAAUCCAAUCAAUGCUAGCGAUAAGAAGGAAGCACGGCGGCCUUUCUUGCGGGCGGCACUUGGAGUAGAGAACCUCGAAGCAGGGCGGCAAGUUCAGUUCACCUUCAUGGGAGCAAAAGAUCAGAACCCUUGCACAAGGAGGACUUGCACAAAAGCAUUAAAGGCUGUCUGACUUGGGUGCGCUGGUCGCUGACGUCAGCCGCUAGAUGACGUCUUGACUCCAACCAGGUUCAAACCAGUCUGCGCCAGCGCCUGUUUACAAAGAAGCGCUAGCUGCUUCUCGGAACCACAAGUUUCUUUCAUCCAAUUGGUCUCAACCACAGCCGCAUUCAGCCUUGCUUAGCUAAAACCCACCGAGGGCUUAGCUACAGAACAAACGGGGCUAACCAUACGUCUGAAUCAAUGGGGUUGUUCCCGCACUCAGAGUUGCGCCCAAUUGGGCUCCCCUCGUUUCUCUACUCGACAAGCCCUGGGGUGUUGCAGGCAUUGGACUCAGCAUCCAAUGCUGCCCGGUUGGAUCAGCCCCCACCAAAUGUUGGACCGUCCGAGCCGCAUGCAACCUCACAGAGCACUAGAUCUGCGAUUGGCCAGUCGUCAAAGUUCAUGAUUCCGCAAAUGGCGGAGGCUCAGGUACCCAAGAAGAAGCUGGAACUUUAUUCCACUGGGUACUACGCCGCUGCGUUCGCCGGGGGGGCGCUCGCCUGUGGGCCCACGCACUGGGGAGUCACCCCCCUGGACGUGGUAAAGUGCAACAUGCAGAUUGACCCCAAAAAGUACCGAACCAUUCCAUCGAGCUUUGCAAUCACGUGGCGCGAGGAGGGCAUGCGAGGCUUCCUCAAAGGCCACUUCCCCACCUUCAUCGGCUACUCCUUUCAGGGCGCGUUCAAGUACGGUGGCUACGAGGUGUUCAAGAAGUACUACUCCGACCUGGCGGGGCCUGAAAACGCGGUCAAGUACCAGCAGCUCAUUUUCGCCCUUGGCAGUGCAUCUGCGGAGGUUUUUGCGGACAUCGCGUUGUGUCCGUUCGAGGCGGUCAAAGUGCGCGUGCAGACGCAGCCGGGUUACGGCUUCGGGUUAGUGGACGGGUUACCAAAGUACGUGGCGGAAGAUGGUUGGGCGGGGCUGUAUAAGGGGAUUGUGCCCUUGUGGGGCCGGCAGAUCCCUUACACGGUCAUGAAGUUUGUGUCCUUCGAAAACAUCGUCGCGGCUCUGUACCGCAACGUGGUGCCCAUUCCCAAGAACGAGUGCUCCAAGAACACGCAGCUCGGGGUCAGCUUUGCCGGAGGAUACCUCGCGGGAAUCCUUUGCGCGGCAAUCUCCCAGCCCGCCGACAACAUCGUCUCGUUCAUGAACAACAAGAAGGGCGCCGCGUUCGGGCAAGCCGUCAAGGAGAUUGGCAUGACGCAGCUCUUCGUCCGCGGGCUGCCGCUACGGAUCGUCCAGAUUGGAACACUGACGGGCCUCCAGUGGGCUAUCUACGACUCGGUCAAGGUGUGGUUUGGAUUCCCCACAACGGGAGGGCACUGACAUUCAUUAGCUAGUAAGGUUUGUGGAGCUUGAAAGCGCCUUGGUUUUGCGCGGGGCGUGAAUGUUGUUCGAGUUGCGGCUUUUGUAUUGUACGCAUAUUAUAGCGGGCGGACGGCCAAGCAUGAAGGUUCUAGUCGGCUCGUUUUGUCAGAUGUCUCAAGAAGCCAAAAGCUAGAGGGCGAUGUACAGUGUUGUAGGACGAAUCAUACAGUAGCUUCCAGAUUCUGCCCCCCAAGUUGGUUUCAGUUAAGUGUACAUGUUCCUCCUUGUAAUAGAUACAUCUCACACUUAUCGCGCUUCAUGAAGCCCUUAUUACAGGUCUAAGGGUCCGAC
Messenger RNA from Klebsormidium nitens, 2005 nucleotides. Lineage: Eukaryota; Viridiplantae; Streptophyta; Klebsormidiophyceae; Klebsormidiales; Klebsormidiaceae. The record is from the annotation of a GenBank genome assembly.